Molecule: messenger RNA, 1342 nt
Organism: Bactrocera latifrons
Lineage: Eukaryota; Metazoa; Arthropoda; Insecta; Diptera; Tephritidae
Exons: 1
Coding region: 215-1216 (333 amino acids)
Source: RefSeq, a predicted model, not a curated record
UAAAUCUUUUCAAAACAUAGAAGCGACUCUCAAAUCGUUCAUUUACAUACAUACAUAUGUACAUAAAUUUCAAGUUAACAUUAUUGCGUAAAAGAACGGAUUUUAAAUUAACGGAAUUCAUAAAGAGAAAAUCAGUAAACCUCUUAAAAGACCACAGCACAAUUAAAAGGAAUUAAAUAUAUUUUCAAAUUUUCAACCAAAAAACUUAAAUAAAAUGUCACGAUUAAGCUACGCUGCGAAAAUAUGGAUGCAACCGCAUCGAUUGGCGAAAACCUUUACAACGCURAUACGUGUCAUUUCCACCACGGCGCCAAAACCGAACUUCAGCAACCACGAAAUUCCGUUAGCCAACGAAACGGUGAACGUUUUAGCGAAAUCGGAGGGAUUGACAGAUAGCAGUGGACCCAACAAAAGCAAUAAUAAGGAUUUGAACGAUGUUGCGCCUAUAGACGAGGCGAAAUCGACUUCAAUCAAGGAGGAUAAGCUACCCGAAAUGACAAUUGUGGACAUAAAUAGCGGCUAUGGACGUAUGGACUUUGAAGAUCGCAUGGCACAUAUGGAUCUGGAAGAACGCAUUAACGAAGCUAAACAAAACAAUACUCCAGCGUUGCCUUUAGUGCGCACAAUGCCGACGGUGGUCAAUAUCGAUGGCUACGGCGACGAUAUGAUGUACGAAGACAUGCCUGAUUUGAUUUUGCCGCGGAAAAUUACCACAAAAGUAGCUGAACAAACUGCUGAUGCAGCAGCUGCAUAUCCAAUUGGUGAUGGUGCUGUAAGUACGAUGCCAAUGGCGGCUGAAGCAGUACAAGUUACUAAAGGGUCCAAACAGGAGACAAUAAUAGACGCUGAGGAAGCAAUUAAAGCGAUUGGCGUGGAUAUUGCAACCAGUGAGCAGAAAUUUGUGGCAGCCAGUACAACGAAGGCAAAAAAUGCCAUGGACGAUGUGGAAGUAAUUUGCGAGGCACCAGUGGACAUAGAUGCCUUCGCUAAUGAGGAGGAGAAAAAGCAGGGCACUGUCGACAUUGACGCCUAUGGUGAUGAUGAGCGCUUCAAAUUGCCACCGAUACCGAAGGAGCGUAACAACGUCUUUGAAUUUAAAGGCAUCAAGAUCAUUAUGCCCAAGCGUAUGCUGCGCGAUUCAACUUAUCGCUACCGCUUGGAUCCAAACGAUAAGGACAAAGCAGACGAUAUGCAAAUUUGCGUCUAUGAGAAGUGAAUCUACACAUGGUGCAAGGGAUAUUUUAUGAGGAUUCUUUUUUUCAAAUACUUAUGUCAUUUUGUAAAUAUCAUGYCAUUGGUAAUGUAUUUUUAAUAAACUUAACUGUUUAAAAAAUAUAACAAA